Messenger RNA from Ostrea edulis (European flat oyster), 4903 nucleotides. RefSeq names its product outer dynein arm-docking complex subunit 2-like. Bases 1323 to 4541 code for a protein of 1072 amino acids. Lineage: Eukaryota; Metazoa; Mollusca; Bivalvia; Ostreida; Ostreidae. The record is from RefSeq and is a predicted model, not a curated record. The transcript has 21 exons. Gene Ontology annotation, molecular function: protein binding.
AUUCAACCGCACAACGCCCGCCUCUAUACAAUGAUCUCUUGGUGUUGUGGCUGUAUGGAGAUCGACAGGCGCAGACGGACACGAGAAACAUGACGCUUCCUGUGUAGAUCGCCACGCGCGGCAUUCGGCUAUAAUGGUCUGCGGGUGGCGUCAAUUUGUCGCUGUCGUCGCUGUAACCACAUCAAAUAUGGUUCUGCGAAAUGACAAUGAUAAGUGGAGACUUUGAGAAGUUAGGGCUCUGUUUGGGGGAAAUAUCAAAAAUGUAUUUAAAUUAAUUUUUUAAAUCUGGGAAUUCUUGGGUUUUGAGAAACAAGUGAAAUUAUUUCGAAAUAAAUACCCGGUAAUUCCUUGCUUAUUUAUCUUUUGCAAGAAUUUUUUGAAAGUAGACACUCAUUUGCGUCCAAAGAGCUGGAAUUUAAAGAAAUUUUCAUCCAGAACUUCACUCUAUACGAACUUACAGCCAUGAUGUGUGUAUAACUAUAUACCUUUAAAAAUAUUGAUAUGAAUUAUUUUUCAGAUGGAGAGUAUCGCCCUCACCGUUGUUGUAUUAUCAGUAUAGGUGCAGUCAGAGGUGGGCAUUGGGGUCAGUGUUAUAGAGAGGGCGCUGGAUAGCCGCUUCAAAAUAGCACCUUCAGCAGCUUUUGAGCACAACCGCGCAAGAUGCUAUUAUAACAGUUUAACUACAGGUUCAAUAUUUAUUUCAUUGGUCCAAAUGUAUCAUACAAUAUCCUGUUAAAAAAUUAUGACAGACUCAAUUCAAAUUUUGAAAGUGAUUUGGAAAGAACUUUGUGGGCGGAAAGAUUGUUAUAACUAAUCCUUAAAUCGGUAUAAAUUUUCCGUAUCUCUUUUACAUUUUUUGAUCAAGACUUGGAACUAAUUAAAAUGUUGUUGUUAUUUUUUUUCCCCUUUGGUUGGUAUAUUUUUAAACGUCUAUAUUGAUUUGCCCGAAAUUUUGUAUGAAAAUUUAGAAUUUUGGUUAAUAACAAUUUCUUUUUAUCUAUAAUCUCUACUUUUUGAAGUGUCAUCUUAAAUAAAUUUUGAUGCAAGAUUUUGUAACCUUUGAGCAAUUUGAAAUAUUGACAAUGCUCCUAGUAUGUUCUAAAAUUCUAUAUGGUGAUAUUUUUCGUAUUUUAAGUGCAAAAAUGUCAUAUAUCAUUUUUAAUCUACCAGCAUUAAAUGUUUUAAAUCGAUGUUAAUAGAAUACACGAACUGUAUUAAUUUGAUGUAAUGACUGAUUUAUACUCCAUAUGUUUUGCUGACACCAACGGACCAAACUGCAGCGUAGAUUAUACGAAUAAAUCGUGCACAUCCAUUUAUCCACAAUGGGACAAGCUCUACAGAGAGCAGCACAGUGGACCUCAGCCAAAGGAGGUUCUGGGGGGAAACUAGAAUUUACUAAACUGAAUGAAGAGUUGCUUAACUCCAUCAUACAGUAUGUUGAUGGCUUCAGUGCCAAAUAUGCUGAAGAAUCUAAGCUGGUUUUCAAAAAGCCGUUGAUUUGGCCAACAACAGUCAGUCCAGAUGCAAUCAAUAUACCUGGUUUAGAGGACAGAGGAGGAGACAAAAUAUCUGAAGCCAAAGCUGAUAAAGAUAUUCCCCUAUUUUCCAUCAAGAGGGAUGGCUCAGACUUUGAAUGCAGUGCCAUGACUAUGGAUUAUUGUGAACAAGUUCUGCGAGCAUCAGGAGACAAAAAAAUGAGUGAAAUUAGAGCUUGCUUGGAAGCAAACCGUGAUCCUGUGGCCAACAUGCUCGGGGAACGCUUUGCUACAGUGGAGGGGGAUGACAACUCCAUUUUUAGAUUCAUUGAAGAAAUCACCAAGGAAAUUGAGCAGCUAGCCAAACAGCAUGCUGAAAAUGAAGGCAACACAGAAAAACAAGAGGAAAUUGAAGAAAAGAAACUUGUCUUGAAAAUGAGAUUGAUUCUUUUAAGAUUAGACCAACAACUAUUGAAUCAAAGCAUUGCACAGAUAACAAAAGAUGUUCGUCUGAACCCGGUAAUGGUAGAUGGAGAGGUUACCAUCCUACAGGACCUAUCAGGAGAUGAUGAGAGAAAGCAUGUGUUAGAGCUCAUUGACUUCUGGGGUGAUGGCUAUGUGUUUAAAAAUGGCUGUCGUGCUCCCCCUCAGCGUCAGUUGCAUGGAGACAUUGCUUAUAUUGAAGUUCGACCAUUUGAUGGCAACAUGUUGUACAUCACUGCCAACACAAGUGGUUACUAUGUGAAUAAGGGUCCAGACAAUCGCGGUGACAUGAACUAUGAGAGGGAAGGCGACGCCUACAGGGAACUGGUUACAUUGCUCAAAGACAAAAGUCCCCAUUUUACGGAAAUGAUUGACAAGCAGGAAUUCCAGCUCAAAGUUCAGGAAAAGGAUGAUUACAUGGAUGCCAGGAGAGUGGAGGAGGAUGAGGACGAUGGAGAGAGCACAGCUGGCUACCGUCCGGACAGAUUCAAGCAGAAGGCAGAGGAGGACUCCAAAGACAAAGGACAGAAGCAGAAGUCACAGAAAAAGAAGAAGCUGGAGCCGUCCCUCAAAUGGAAGGCUCUGGGAAUGGAGGAAUACCAAGAACCAGAUAAACGAGAUGCAAAAAUAUUGAAAAAAAAGAAGGCCUCACCCAGGAUGAAGUCCAAGACACCUGUUGAGGCUGAGGACUCAUUUAGUGAGAGUUCCACUGAGAGUGAGGAGGAGGAGGAGGCUGUAGAAAGGAGGAGCGAGACAAAUGCUGACCUUCCAUCAGAGUACUGGCAGAUUCAGAAACUGGUCAAGUACCUCAAGGGUGGAAACCAAACUGCAACCAUCAUUGCUUUGUGUUCAAUGAGAGACUUUAAUUUAGCUCAAGAGACUUGUCAGCUUGCCAUCAGGGAUGUAGGGGGUCUGGAAGUCUUAAUCAAUUUGUUGGACACUGAGGAAGUUAAAUGCAAGAUUGGGUCACUUAAAAUCUUGAAGGAAAUCUCUAGAAAUACUCAGAUCCGUCGAGCCAUUGCUGACCUUGGGGGCCUGCAGACCAUGGUCAAGAUCUUGCGUGACCCCGACAAGGAUCUCAAAUGUCUAGCUGCAGAAACCAUUGCCAAUGUGGCCAAAUUCAGAAGAGCUAGACGAACUGUGAGACAACAUGGUGGCAUCAGAAAACUGGUUGGUCUUCUUGACUGUCCCAUUGUGUCGGCCACUAAUCCCGAGGCUGACAAGGAUGCUGAAGUCGCGCGGAGUGGGGCCCUGGCUCUGUGGAGCUGCAGCAAAAGCAAGAAAAACAAGGAAGCCAUGAGGAAGGCUGGCGCUAUUCCUCUCCUGGCCAAACUUCUGAAAUCUCCCAAUGAAAACAUGCUCAUUCCAGUUGUGGGGACCCUUCAGGAAUGUGCUUCUGAGCCUAGCUACAGACUAGCGAUCAGAACAGAGGGAAUGAUUGAGGAUCUAGUGAAGAACCUUAAAAGUCAAAACGAUGAACUGCAAAUGCAUUGUGCAUCAGCAAUAUUCAAGUGUGCAGAAGAGAAAGAAACACGAGACUUAGUCAGGCAAUAUGGAGGUCUGGACCCUCUAGUGAGCUUGCUGCAGAAGAUAGAAAACAAAGAACUGUUGGCAGCAGCCACUGGAGCUAUCUGGAAAUGUGCCAUCAGUCCAGAAAAUGUCACCCGAUUCCAGGAGCUGCGGGCAAUCGAGCAACUUGUUGGGCUUCUCAAUGACCAGCCAGAGGAGGUACUGGUAAAUGUGGUUGGAGGUCUUGGAGAAUUGGCCAAGGAUCCCCCAAACAGACUAUUGAUCAGGAAAGCCGGAGGAAUCCCUCCACUGGUCAAUUUACUGACCGGCACAAAUCAGGCCCUCCUUGUCAAUGUUACACGAGCUGUGGGGCAGUGCGCAGAAGAGCAGGACAAUAUGGCGAUCAUAGACAAAUUAGAUGGAGUCAGAUUGCUGUGGUCCCUGCUCAAAAACCAGAAUCCCGAUGUCCAGGCUAGUGCUGCAUGGGCUAUAUGUCCAUGUAUUGAAAAUGCAAAGGAUGCAGGUGAGAUGGUGCGAUCAUUUGUUGGUGGUUUAGAACUGAUUGUAAGUUUGCUGAAGUCAGAACAUCGAGAGGUUUUGGCCAGUGUGUGUGCAGCUAUAGCAAAUAUUGCCAAAGAUGAAGAAAAUUUAGCAGUCAUUACGGACCACGGUGUUGUGCCUAUGUUAGCAAGAUUGACAAAUACAUAUGCUUGGAAGGGUGGUAGAUUUCAGAGUAAGGUUGAUGAUAAGCUGAGAAGACAUUUAGCUGAGGCAAUAGCCAGGUGUUGUAACUGGGGAAACAACAGGACUGCCUUUGGACGGGAAGGCGCCGUAGCACCACUAGUGAAAUAUCUCCGAUCACAAGACGAAAACGUUCAUAGGUCAACUGCCCGAGCAUUAUACCAACUCUCAAAGAAUCCCGAAAACUGUAUCACAAUGCAUGAAGCUGGUGUUGUUCAGCCUCUCAUGAAAAUGGUGGGUUCACUCGAUGAAGAUCUCCAAGAGGCCUCUGCUGGCUGUAUAGGAAACAUCAGAAGACUCGCUUUAGCCAAUGAGAAAGCCAGAUAUUCUUAAGACCUGACUGACAUAACAAAUUCCAUCUUUGAGCUGCCAUUGUUCAACUAAUGAAGAUGAACUUUUUGCAUAGUCUGUGAUAUAAAUGGCAUUUUCUUUGUUAUGCAUGGAUCAUUGAGUGAAAUUACUACAAUGUACAACUAUAAAUUGCAUGCUGUUUUAAAAAUACAGUGCUCGUAGACCACAUUUAUCCAUUAAGUGAUGUGUUAUUUAGAAGUGAAUUGGUAGUUUUUAUAAACCAUGCAUUAUGGGGAAUCUAUCUAAAAUAUUGUAACUUAUUGACUAUAAAUAUUCCAAGAUUUAUAUUUGUUUUGUUAUGACCAAAAUAUUGAAAUGAAUAUAAUAAAUUGUACCAACCAUAA